AUGCUCGGCACCUUUGCCGGGACCGGUGAGCUGGAACAAAACUUCAGUUUCGCUGAAAUGUUUACUGCUGGGCGCAAAGGCAGUGUGACGGUGGAAAAUCUCAGGAACAUGCUGAAGGUUCGUCUCGACGGGCUUCCGCCUCAUGAAUUUGUCGUGAGCUGUCAAGAAGGUGCACAUUCCUUGUCCAUCGAGAAGCCAAGUGAGGAUUGUGUGAGAACGCAACAACGCUUUAUCCAGCUGUUUGGCGGAGGCAGCAACGGCAGAGCUCACGACUUGCCGAGGCGCCGGAAGAAACAGCGGACAGUCGAUGGCAGCAUUGAUAUUCUUGAGGGUCAGGAGACCGUGGCUUCGCUCAAGAGGAAGCGGUCAAUGCAGUUGGAGUCACUUCAGCCAGAACAGCGCCCAGAUGUGCAGCAGCUCGCUGAGCAAGCAGCAGCUGCUGCCGAGGCCACAAAAGCCAAUCCUUCGUAUCAGAACCUGUCGAAGAGGCUUUCCGCACUCGCGGAGGCCAAGCGUCGCCAGUUCCUCGAGGAUGCUGGGCCGGCUGGUGGUGUCAUUGCUGCCAAGUACGCGGCAGCUUUGUCAAAGGAGCAGAGGCUGCAAGAGUUGUUGCAGAAACUUGCAGAAGAUGGUCACGCGCUGGAGCCAUCCCAACAGCCUGCCAUGGACCCAAUGAACACCAUCAUUGUGUUUCAAUCAGAUGCAGGGGGUCACGACCUGUCAACCCUGGGAGCAGAGACCUGUGUGUGGAAUGGCCAUGAAGACCAGCUCGCGAAGUUGAUGCAGAAACGAAACAUCAUUUGGUUCCUUGGAGAUGCUAAGGCUGAGAUGGCAUUCAUCAUGCCGCAAGGCUCCGAGGUUGAAGGCUUCCUGGUCGGGUCGCGGCUGUUGGGUGGGUACGUUGCAACACAAUGCUGGGCAAAAGCCUGCGCCCAGCAUAACCUGUUUCUGCAACCGCCCCUUCAUCUGGCUGGUGCUUUGCGGUCAAAACGCAACCUCAUGGUCUAUGUUCACAAGUCGGCAGCAGAGCAACACCUGGCGGCGGCCACCUGUGUUGUGCGUGCUGCCCAUGCGGCUGGGUCACACAUCCCCGAUGUGAGGCUCGUUCUGAAGAACAAAUGGAAGGAUGUGAGCGCCAAAGGCGCUCUUGUGUUGACGGCCCCAGGCGAUGUAAGAAAGGCUAAGAAACGCCAGCUGAAAGACAAGCUAAAGGGCUGUGUGCUAGACCCACUUGGUUUUCUCAGUGUGUGUACAGAGUGGGGAUCUUGA
Symbiodinium sp. CCMP2592 is the source of this 1269-nucleotide messenger RNA. The record is from the annotation of a GenBank genome assembly. NCBI's taxonomy places the organism in Eukaryota, Dinophyceae, Suessiales, Symbiodiniaceae.